Messenger RNA from Prorocentrum cordatum, 782 nucleotides. NCBI's taxonomy places the organism in Eukaryota, Dinophyceae, Prorocentrales, Prorocentraceae. The record is from the annotation of a GenBank genome assembly.
AAAAUGAUUGCCAAGAUGGCAGCGGAGCGCGGUUGGCAGCCAUGAUCGUGGAGGCCUUAGCACAGGAUGUGCUAGAGGCCAAGCUGGAGAUCGGGAGGCCUUUCACGCUGAUCGAGCGCCAGCACGCGACGAUUGGCCAACUCCAGGAGGCUUCGUCGACGGCAACAGUGGCGGCGGAGACGGGCGAGGCCAGUCAGCAGCGCCAGGACCAGAUCAUGGGUGCCCUGAUUAGCGACAAGGGCAAGCCGCUGCCCUUCGACAGCGCGAAGAAGGCCGACUACUUCGACUGGGGUUUCAAGUCCAAGAACGCACUGAACGACGGCAACUACGGCGACGAGCGGCGGCAGAUGGCACACAGCCUGUAUGUCAUGCUCGCGAUGCACACGGAGGGCACGCCACUCGGCAUCGUCAGAAAGGUCAGCAACCAGGGCGGCUUCGAGGCGCGCAGGAGGCUGAGCUACCAGUACGACCCGCAGAAAAUGGGUAAAAUCUUCUCGCGGCGGAUGAAGGUGUUGGAGUUCGAUUCCGGCGGCGAGUCGGAGUUCCUCGACAACCUCGCAAAGUUCGAGAACUUGCUCGAGGGUUGCGGGGAGCUGUCCAAGGAGACCCCCGGCGACAACAUCCGCUCGGCGGUGCUGAUCGCGCGGGCUCCUGAGGCGCUGAAGAACCGCGUCCCCUUGUCGAUCCCGAAGGAAGAUGUCGAACGGGGCGCGAUCGAGAAGGUCACUUUAGACCACCUGCUGACGAAGCAGUCCAUGCUUGGAGGACCCGCGCCGAUGGAC